Molecule: messenger RNA, 1287 nt
Organism: Funneliformis caledonium
Lineage: Eukaryota; Fungi; Glomeromycota; Glomeromycetes; Glomerales; Glomeraceae
Source: the annotation of a GenBank genome assembly
AUGAAUGAAAUGGAGCCAAUUCCAUCGUUGCAACAAGAAUUUUUGAAUAAAUUAAAAAGGGAACAAAGUUCUGAUGCACCCGACAGGAUGUCUAUCCCGCUUCCAUCAUACAAGGGAGCUGACGUAUUAUCACACGUCGAAAUGGUUAAAGACUUGACACUACGAGCAGAAUUGGAUCCAUCUUCCACUCUCCCAUCAAUUUGUUUUUAUACAUUUUUUAAUACUUACGAUAGCUUGAAUUGCUUAUCCAUAUCCGAAGACACAACUCUUAUCGCUGGGGGUUUUUCGGAUUCAUACGUUAAAAUCUAUAGUUUGAAACGCGAAAAGCUAAGAGGAUUACGAGGACUUAUAAACCCAGCUGAAAUGAAAACCGUCAGCGACCUUGAAAAUGCAAAAGAACGAGUUGGUAGUGAUUGUAAAAAACUUUUAGGACAUUCCGGGCCUGUAUUUGGAUUAAGUUUCAGUCCUGAUAAUAAAUAUAUUAUUUCAUGUUCGGAAGACAGGACUGCGCGACUUUGGAGUAUAGACUCAUAUACUAAUCUUGUAUGUUAUAGAGGUCACAAUUCCCCAGUAUGGGAUGUUGAUUUUAGUCCCUUGGGAUUAUAUUUUGUAACAGCCUCACAUGAUAGAACUGCUAGGCUUUGGAGUUGCGAUCAUAUUUAUCCUUUAAGGAUCUUUGCGGGACAUAUAUCAGAUGUUGAUACCGUCAAAUUUCAUCCAAACUCUAAAUACGUCAUCACUGGAUCUAGUGAUAAAUCAGCUCGUAUGUGGGAUAUUCAGGGAGGUGGUUGCGUUCGAUUAUUCUCUGGUCAUACUGGAGGAAUUUCAUGCUUAAGUAUAUCUGAUGAUGGACGCCUAAUGGCAUCAGCAGGCGAGGAUAAGUCUAUAAUGUUGUGGGAUCUUGGAACUGGAAAACUUCUCAAAAAAAUGGUGGGUCAUAAAUCUACUGUAUAUUCAUUAGAUUUUAGCAAAGAAAGCAGUAUUCUGGUAUCAGGCAGUGCGGAUGGUACCGUUCGCAUAUGGGAUGUGAAAAAAAGCAUGUCGGAUAAUUUGAAUGAAGAUGAACAUUAUUCGAGCAAAGCUAGAAUGGAUAUAGAUGAAAAUCGUUCACCGGUUACGAAGCAUAAAUCUAUAACUGAAACUAAGGAUCUUAUAAAGACAUUACCGACAAAGCAAACACCGAUUUACAAAAUUCAAUUUACCAGAAAAAAUUUAUGUCUUGCAGCUGGAGCUUAUAUGCCAACAGAAGAAGAGUUAAAAGGCAAUAAUGAACAAAAGAAUACUUAA